Phasianus colchicus (ring-necked pheasant) is the source of this 2166-nucleotide messenger RNA. It is a transcript of the gene SPACA1, whose product is annotated as sperm acrosome associated 1. Gene Ontology annotation, cellular component: acrosomal membrane. Gene Ontology annotation, biological process: acrosome assembly. The record is from RefSeq and is a predicted model, not a curated record. NCBI's taxonomy places the organism in Eukaryota, Metazoa, Chordata, Aves, Galliformes, Phasianidae.
GGCUCCUUGUGACGCCUCAGGAGGCUGCGAGCGGGCGGCCAUGGCAGUGCGGGCGAGUGGCCACGCUCUUCUCCUUCUCCUCCUCCCGCCGCUGCUCACGGCCCUGCUGGAUGCGGAGCCGCAGGGCUCCGGGGACGAGAGCGAGCGGGCGGAGCCGGCGGAGCCGGGUCUGAAUGCCCUUGAGACCACAGAACAAGAAUUUGGAGAAUGCACAGUUACAUGUGGGAUUGGCAUUCAAGAAAUUCUGUUAACAAGUGGAUGCCCUGGGGAUGAAGCAAAAUGUAUUGUUGGUGUGAAGGAAUGCCGUGGACCAGUGGACUGUGGAUGGGGAAGACCAAUUUCUGAGAACUCUACAAGCGUGAUGAUGACUUGUAUUUAUAUCUCUCCUGAAAAUCGAUUUAAAUAUAUUUGGAAGAUCUUAAUUCCAGACAAGCCAGCAAGCAUUCUUCCCAACGAUUCAGCUGUUGUGGUAGUACGCAGAGCUACACGUUCAGUUACUUACCUGUGUGAAACUCAAGAAAAUGGAAGUAUAAUUGCCUCUGUAAAAUACGCAGUGAAAGCAACAACUGACCUGAAAACAAAACAGCCAAAGGAAAAAGGACAAUCCAGGAGAAGAAGGGCAAAUGGCAUUCUGGUCUUUUGCGUGGUUACUGCAGUUAUUGUGACCAUUGGUGUGAUCUUUGUCAUAAUCUUUAUGAUUCUUCACUGGGCUGUUGUCAAAACUGGUUUGGUUUGUCAAGAUGACAAAGACAAAAAAUUGACCAACAAAAGCUCAGUGAGUACCGUGGAAUAAGUAGGCUCUCACUCAGAGUCAGUGUUGGCUUUCAAGGUGUUGGAGUUCCUGCACCUGCAUCUGUGAUCUCACUAACUUCAUUAGCCACAAUACAAGAAGUGCCAGAAGUCUUUCCAGCAUUUGCAUAAUGAACAAAUUUAAUUUUUAAAAAAUAUGCAAAAUAAGUUCUUUAAAAAAAGAUCAGAUUACACAGAAGCAGUAUAUAAAGAUAUUAAAACAAAAACAAACAAAAAAAAAACAAAACAGGAGUACUUUUUACAGUUUAUUCACUGUUUUAGAUUACUGAACUUCAAAUAAAAUUAUAAAAAGCAUCCUAUUUUAAGGUAUGUAUCCAAUCUAGAUAGUGUAAUAGUUUGAGUAGCUCUGAUUUGGAGAAUUGAAGCCAAAUUUUGAAAAGAAAAGAAUAUAUUUAACAUCUCUUGUACUGAUGGCAGUGUUAUUCUAGACUAUAUGAAACUGAGCUUACAGCCUAGGUAGAAACUAGGCAAAAACAAAGUGUUCUUAAUCUUCCUGAUGAUCUUCAACCACAGAACCUCAUAUAUAAUCACUGUAAUCACUGUAAUCACACUUCUAGACAUAUGGAAGGAUAUGUAAUGGUAGGGAAGAUUGAUAAAAUUUGCUUUUUAAGCUUCAUUAAUUUCUUACCUUCACACUUGCACGUAUAAUCAUUUCUGCCAUCACAUGGACCAAAAGAUGUGAACAGAAGCGCAGCCUAGUUCAGGCCAAGAGUUCAUGUAUGUCAAUCAAAUCAAUAGACAAAGGAUGUUGAGGGAGGAGUACAGGAAUGAGUCAAAGUUGCUUGAUGUUUUUCUCACAUAUUCUUCCAGCUUCCAGCCAUUUACAGUUUCUUUUUUCUAAGCAAGAUGCAUUUUCUAAGCAGUUAGCAGACUGGAAUGGAUUUCUUUUUCAUUACUUUGUUCAGUGUUUCCUUGUAUUUAUAUAUGCUUCUCUCACAUAAAACAUCCUAUGAUGAGGAAAUAUACAGCACAACCUUACCUUUUGUCCAUUGUCAACUGCUUCCUGCUAGUUUCAUUUGUUUCACUUCUUUAAAAGACAACAAAUAUUGGUCAGUACUGUACCUCUCCCUGGAAAGGGCAUCUUCUAGGUCUCCAAAAUAUUCCCAGGUUAUUUACUUUCUAAACUGAAAAAUGUAAGCUUUCUUAGUGAUUGGUCAUCCUGAAGCUCUACCAUGUCUCUGACCAUCCUUGCUGUCUUUCUCUAACCAUCCUCAAUUAUGUUACUGUUAUGUUUAUGAAGGUGUAAAUAAACAUUGUUUGAUAUAAACAAAUAAAUAAAAAACAAACUGAUGACAUAGAAAAUGGACUGUGGACUGAAUAAAAUGUUUAAUAGAUUGUAUGAUCAAGCUUUUUUCU